Molecule: messenger RNA, 759 nt
Organism: Ostreococcus lucimarinus CCE9901
Lineage: Eukaryota; Viridiplantae; Chlorophyta; Mamiellophyceae; Mamiellales; Bathycoccaceae
Product: ABC(ATP-binding) family transporter
Exons: 1
Molecular function (GO): ATP hydrolysis activity; ATP binding
Source: RefSeq, a predicted model, not a curated record
AUGGCCGCGUUCGUCUUUGUCAGAUUUAGAUCUCAGCAGCGUUGGAAACUCCGUGAAAUCUUUGCGCACAACGUAGUGCCACGUUAUAAGUACCCUACUACGGUAGAGCUGAAAAACGUGACGUGCUCCGUGGAUGAUGAUCGCAUCAUAAUUGAUGACGUAAGUGCGACGUUUCACCCAGGGGAAAUCGUGGGCGUUCUGGGACCGAGCGGCUGUGGAAAGACGACGCUCAUGAACGCGCUUGUUCACGGAAACUUUCUCAAAAGUGGAACGAUAUUGGUAAAUGGAGAAGAGUUGGACGAAAAGCGACACAACCUCGCGUUUGUUGCGCAGCACACGCCUAUGAUCGCGCAGUUAAGCGUUUACGAAACGUGCUGGGUCGCAGCAAGCCUACGACUACCCUGGUUCUUGCACGCGAACGAGCUGCAUGAGCGCACUCAUGAUGUCAUAAAUUCUCUCGGAUUAACACACGUCUCCAACUCUCGCGUUGGCGGGACGCUGUCACAGAAACAAACAUUGAGUGGAGGCGAAUUGCGCAGGGUUGCGAUCGCGCAGGAGCUGGUUGUGGAUCCAACAACGAUUAUCUUAGAUGAGCCGACUUCUGGACUAGAUGCACACACGUCCUGGCGCGUAUUCACACUCCUGCGUGAUCUCGCAUCUCACCAAGAAAAGGUCGUCGUCGCAACCGUGCAUCAACCGUCGAGGCGUGUCCUGGAUAAUUUUCACAAAAUUCUUGUUCUCACGCAGAACGGCCGCUUG